Chelmon rostratus (copperband butterflyfish) is the source of this 864-nucleotide messenger RNA. It is a transcript of the gene trappc4, whose product is annotated as trafficking protein particle complex subunit 4. Gene Ontology annotation, cellular component: TRAPP complex. The record is from RefSeq and is a predicted model, not a curated record. The transcript is spliced from 5 exons. The coding region runs from base 15 to 674 and encodes 219 amino acids. Gene Ontology annotation, biological process: endoplasmic reticulum to Golgi vesicle-mediated transport. Lineage: Eukaryota; Metazoa; Chordata; Actinopteri; Chaetodontiformes; Chaetodontidae.
UUGACGUUGCAAAGAUGGUGAUCUUCAGUGUGUAUGUUGUGAACAAGGCUGGAGGUUUAAUUUACCAAUAUGACAAUUAUGUCCCGAGGGCGGAAGCCGAGAAAACGUUCAGUUAUCCUUUAGAUUUAGUGCUCAAGCAUCACGAUGAAAAGGUCGUGGUGUCGUUUGGACAGCGGGACGGAAUCAGAGUGGGCCAUGCAGUGCUGUCCAUCAAUGGAGUGGAUGUGAUUGGUAAGAGCACGGCAGAUGGAAAGGACAUCCUUGAAUACUUAAAGGACCCUUCAAAUUAUCCAGUGUCUAUUCGCUUUGGACGGGCACGCCUGAGCUCCAACGAGAAGCUGAUGCUGGCAUCUAUGUUCCACUCGUUGUUUGCUAUUGGCUCACAGCUGUCCCCUGAAGUUGGCAGUUCAGGGAUUGAGAUGCUAGAAACGGACAUGUUUAAGCUCCACUGUUUCCAGACUCUGACAGGGAUCAAGUUCAUCGUGCUGGCAGACCCUCGUCAAUCUGGUAUUGAUGCGCUAUUGAGGAAAAUUUAUGAGAUAUAUUCAGAUUUUGCCCUCAAGAACCCGUUCUAUUCUCUGGAAAUGCCGAUCAGGUGUGAGCUCUUUGAUCAGAAUCUUAAGAGUGCGCUGGAGAUUGCGGAGAAAGCUGGCAACUUUGGAGCUGGAUCUUGAACCAGAGAAGGCUAGUUAGAAUGAGCUAAAAUUUCUAACCUCAGCAGAUUCACUGAAUUCAUGUGACUGUAGUUUAAGUUCAGUUGGAGCAUUGUCUGUGUUUCUUUUUAUCUUUUGGUUUCAAAGUGGCAGUUAACACAUUGUAAAUAUGUCAUGUUUUGUAAAUACUUGAAGAUUAAAUUACAUACUG